GGCGGUGUCGGCUGCUGCUGCACGCUGGCUGGGAACAUGGCUGAAGUCGGGGACGAUAGCAACGGGGCCCGGGCCUUGCUGGCGCUGCGCUCGGCGCCUUGCAGCCCCGCGGCCGGCGCGCCUCAGCCUCAGCCGCCGCUGCCGCCGCCGCCGCUGCUGCUGCUCCCGGCGGCGGCGGCGGCGGCGGCGGCCUCGCUGAUGGCGCCGUCGUCGUCGUCGUCGUCGUCCGCGGCGGCGGCGGCGGCCUCCUCGCCUCAGCCGCUGGCCCGGCUGCAGGGCCGCGACUUCGAGUUCCUCAUGCGCCAGGCGGCCGUGACCAUAGGCCGCAACUCGUCGCAGGGCUCGGUGGACGUCAACAUGGGCCACUCGAGCUUCAUCUCGCGCCGCCACCUCGAGCUGGCCUUCCGCGCGCCCCACUUCUACCUGCGCUGCCUGGGCAAGAACGGCGUCUUCGUCGACGGCGCCUUCCAGCGGCGGGGCGGCCCGGCCCUGCAGCUGCCCCCGCAAUGUACGUUCCGAUUCCCUAGCACAGUCAUCAAGAUCCAGUUCACGUCGCUCUACCACAAAGAGGAGGUGAAGGAGGAAGCUUCGUCGCCUCCGCUUCGGCCGCUCUACCCUCAAAUAUCGCCUCUUAAGAUCCACAUUCCGGAGCCGGAUCUCCGGAUCCUGGGCAGCCCCCUGCCUUCCCCGACCGGCACCAUCAGUGUUCCCAACUCAUGCCCGGCCAGUCCUCGUGGUGCUGGCUCCUCAGGAUACCGUUAUACUCCGAAUAUUACCUCGGACCUGCAGCUGGCAGCGGAAUACGCGGCGAAGGCGACGUCAGAGCAGCAGGCGGACGCGUCUGGCGGAGACAGCCCGAAGGACGAGUCCAAGCCGCCAUAUUCGUACGCCCAGCUAAUUGUUCAAGCUAUCUCGUCAGCCCAGGACAAGCAAUUAACACUAAGUGGGAUCUAUGCCCACAUCACCAAGCAUUAUCCAUAUUACAGGACAGCUGAUAAAGGCUGGCAGAAUUCUAUUCGGCACAACCUUUCUCUGAACCGUUAUUUUAUUAAAGUCCCGCGUUCUCAAGAGGAGCCUGGGAAGGGCUCUUUUUGGCGGAUAGAUCCUCCGUCGGAAGGCAAACUGGUGGAGCAAGCAUUCCGCAAACGGAGACAGCGGGGCGUGUCCUGCUUCCGAACACCUUUCGGGCCCCUCUCUUCCAGGAGUGCCCCUGCCUCCCCUACUCAUCCAGGCCUGCUGUCUCCUCACACGAGUGGCCUACAGACCCCAGAGUGCCUGUCGAGGGAGGGCUCGCCGAUUCCACACGACCAGGACUUCAGCUCCAAGUUAGCCUCUGUUCCAGAGUACCGGUAUUCACAAAGUGCACCUGGCUCGCCUGUAAGUGCCCAGCCAGUGAUCAUGGCGGUCCCUCCCCGGCCAUCCGCCCUCGUGGCCAAGCCGGUGGCCUACAUGCCAGCCUCCAUCGUGACCUCUCAGCAGCCUUCGGGUCAUGCCAUUCACGUGGUUCAGCAAGCCCCCACCGUGACCAUGGUCAGGGUUGUGACCAGCUCGGCCAACUCGGCUAAUGGCUACAUCCUGACCAAUCAGGGGCCCGCAGGCAGCGCCCACGAAGCAGCCGGAACCGUCCUGGACUUGGCGGGUGAGCCUCGAGGGAUGGAUGAGAAGCCGACCAUUGCGUUCGCCGCGAUACCCACUGCCAGCCGGGUUAUUCAGACGGUGGCCAGUCAGAUGGCUCAAAGCAUCCCGGGACAAACCGUUACCAUCCUCCAGCAAGCUGCACCCAUGACCAUUGGACAACACCAGCUCCCCGUCCGAGCAGUGACGCAAAAUGGGAAGCACGCCGUCUCCACCAACAGCCUCUCUGGCGGCACUUACACCCUAACAAAUCCACUGCAGCUCCUUGCGGCCCAAGCCAGUUCAUCCACUCCGGUGGUCGUCAGCCAGCAGGCGGGAGAGGCGGGGAAUAAAGAUGCCGAAGAGCCUCCGAGCGAACCGGAUGUCAAAAGGUCCCGGAUGGAGGAGUCAAGAGGACCCGUGGCAUUGCAGACGGGCGUUAUCACUUCAACAGCCCCUCAAGGACAGGCUGCCAGCGAAUGAGGAACCGGAAUGUUCUGAAAGGGGGCAGCAAAGGCUUUGAAGAUGUUUUUUUUUUCUUUUUAAAGAAGAACUACAAUCUUGACGUUUUCAGAAAGAUUUUUUUUUUUAAAAUAAAAAGCUCCUUUCAAAAUAAGAUUUUAAAGGGCGGGCCAGCCAUUCUUAGAACCUCAAGGUGCCAAAUGAACAGGCAAAACUUCCACCUACCUGUAACCAGAAGUCUGUUCUGCCUUUUAACUUCGGAGUUUCUUCCCCACCCCACUUUUUUAGAUGAAAAAACCAACAACACAGAGACAGUUUGAUUGUAUGACUGCUGGGAUCGCCCCCAACCCACCCUAUUAAUUUUCUUUUUCUUCAAAGCAUGGUUGUUGUAUGUGAGCAUAUUAAAAAAAAAUGCUGGAUGGAGGCACGUACUCUUGAGGGUGGGGGCUUUUGUUCUCCAAA
Messenger RNA from Elgaria multicarinata webbii, 2538 nucleotides. RefSeq names its product forkhead box K1 (gene FOXK1). The coding region runs from base 37 to 2097 and encodes 686 amino acids. NCBI's taxonomy places the organism in Eukaryota, Metazoa, Chordata, Lepidosauria, Squamata, Anguidae. The transcript is spliced from 9 exons. The record is from RefSeq and is a predicted model, not a curated record. Gene Ontology annotation, biological process: regulation of transcription by RNA polymerase II. Gene Ontology annotation, molecular function: DNA-binding transcription factor activity, RNA polymerase II-specific; RNA polymerase II cis-regulatory region sequence-specific DNA binding; protein binding.